AUGAACGCAGGAAUGAGGUUGGCUCAGGACACCGCCUCGGCAGAAUAUGUCGGUGACUUGGCCCUUGUUGGAGCAGAAAAAAGACGUGACGGCAAAGAGCAGCAUGCUGCGCUGCCAACGCAAGCUCGACAGCCCGCCACCAAUGCUGGCCAGGCAUACGCAAAAGUCGAUCGCCCAUCGAAACGGAAGGUCCGUGGAAGGAAAGAGCGUCUGGAAGCCGAUCAUCGCAGGGCAUUCACUCUCACCGAUAUAUGCUACCACUGUGCAGGGUGA
Messenger RNA from Beauveria bassiana ARSEF 2860, 273 nucleotides. RefSeq lists its product as uncharacterized. The transcript is spliced from 3 exons. The record is from RefSeq and is a predicted model, not a curated record. Bases 1 to 273 code for a protein of 90 amino acids. NCBI's taxonomy places the organism in Eukaryota, Fungi, Ascomycota, Sordariomycetes, Hypocreales, Cordycipitaceae.